Molecule: messenger RNA, 1853 nt
Organism: Triplophysa dalaica
Lineage: Eukaryota; Metazoa; Chordata; Actinopteri; Cypriniformes; Nemacheilidae
Product: N-acetyllactosaminide beta-1,3-N-acetylglucosaminyltransferase 2
Exons: 2
Coding region: 306-1715 (469 amino acids)
Cellular component (GO): membrane
Molecular function (GO): hexosyltransferase activity
Source: RefSeq, a predicted model, not a curated record
UAUAUCUUUGAGUAAUAGCCACGAUUUUGAUUAAGUAAAAAAAAGUAAAUCCCCUUUCUCCGCGUCACGGCUAAAUGCUUCAUUUGACUUGCGAAUGGUGGGCGUGGCUUACACAUUCACCUGUUCGACACCUGUAUACAUGCAGCCACUUCACGCGCUGUGCGCGAGGUACAGGAGAUUCUACCAUCCAACCGAGUGGAUUUUAUUUAUUUGUUUGAUUUGUUCGGAGACAAAUGUCAUAUAUCAGAUUCCUCCAUUUGAUUUAGUAUUUUAGCUCCGCGUUUCUACACUAUAGGUAUUAUGGUAUGGCGAAAUUUAAAGUCAGAAAAUUCAUCACCAGAAACAUGUGUAUGGCUUCACGUCUGUGUCGAUAUCAUCGCCGGUUCAUGUUCAUCUGCUCGCCGUGCUUUGUGCUUAUCCCAGUGUACAUCUAUGUGUCAUUGGCUGUGACCUAUACCAUGAAACACGGCACGUCCAUUACACAUUUGCUACCCACACGCUUCAUUGCCACUGGGCUGAGAUUGUCUAAAGAUCUGGCUCCUCUCCCAGAAAAGGUAUUUUGGAGAAACGAACUCGAUAGUGGAGCACUGUGGAACUUUAUCCAGCACAUCGAAGACCGGCGAAACAACCCAAUCCUAAAGCCAGCACUGAUUGAUUCUGUAAACCACAGCAGCACUCCUAAUGAUACGGAAAGAUCCAUUUGGAGAAGUUCUGGAUCCUGUUCUCCAGAUUAUGAGAUUCUCAAUAUAAUGCCAGAUUACGAAACGUUUUCCACCCAGAUGAAAGAUUUUGUCAUGUCUAUGCACUGUCGAGACUAUCCACUGAUCCUGGAGCCUCGAGAUGUUUGUGACCACGGGCCCCUUGCAAAGACUCCGAUGUUGCUCCUGGCCAUCAAAUCUCAAAGCGCAAACUUUGAGAACCGGGAGGCGAUUAGACAGACUUGGGGGCGAUCGGGAAGGGUGAAGGGAUGGGAGAAGGAAGGGGGGCGUGUUCGCAGGGUUUUCCUUUUGGGGACGUCCAAUGACUCGCAAUCUGAAAAUAAAUUAAAACUUGAGAGUAAGAUAUUCGGUGACAUCAUCCAAUGGGAUUUCACAGACACUUUCUUUAAUCUCACUCUAAAGGAUGUGUUGUUCUGGGAGUGGUUCUCAGGCCGCUGUCCACAUGCCCGUUUCAUAUUUAAGGGUGAUGAUGAUGUGUUUGUCAGGACGCCGGCUAUCCUGGACUAUCUGCAGGGCGAGGAGGAGAAGACUGGAACGACUACGAAAAGAUCUACACAAUCAAACAUGAAGCAGUUUGUUGUAGGUGAUGUGAUAAGAAACGCAGCGCCUUUGCGGAUGAAGGAAACAAAGUAUUAUGUCCCAAAAAGCUUCUACAAAGGGCUGUACCCAACAUAUCCAGGUGGAGGAGGCGUGGUGUAUUCCGGUUCCCUGGCCCAUAAACUCUUUGAGGUGUCACAGAGGGUUCAUCUCUUUCCCAUUGAUGAUGUCUAUCUGGGCAUGUGCCUGCAGAGACUGGGCGUCCCACCUAUUAACCAUCCUGCCUUCCUCACAUUUGGCUUUCCAGAAGAUGAACCUAAAGAUCCCUGUGCAAACCACACCAUCCUCCUGGUCCACAAGUGCAGCCCAACUGACAUGUUCCAGCUCUGGACGGAAACAUCAACACCCAGCCCUGAAUGCAGAAACACAACGCUGAGAGUCAAACCUAGAGUCCCUUAAGGCUGUUCUUAAAUCGGCUCUAACACACUCAGUUUCUGCCAAUCUCAUAAUAAUCAUGAGUACCCAUAUAGUAGUAUUUCAAACGUUGUAUCUUCGAAGAGUAUUAAGUUUGAUCAUAUUUACAAAAGAUAGAUACAG